This is a messenger RNA of Wyeomyia smithii (pitcher-plant mosquito), 1233 nucleotides long. RefSeq lists its product as uncharacterized. NCBI's taxonomy places the organism in Eukaryota, Metazoa, Arthropoda, Insecta, Diptera, Culicidae. The record is from RefSeq and is a predicted model, not a curated record. Bases 1 to 1233 code for a protein of 410 amino acids. The transcript has a single exon.
AUGCACUCAGCAUUUAAAUGCCAACGGUUCCUGAAAUUGAAGGUUGCGGAACGGUACGAGAAGGAGAAGCGUUGCGGUUUAUGUUUAAAUUGUUUGUCUCCAUCGCAUUUGGUUCGGUUCUGCACAAAGGAUUUCUGUAACCACUGCAAGCAGAGACAUCAUACGCUUCUACACAAUGGACCAACGAACGGUGGAGCAAUGACAACAUCAUCGUCGCAGAACAAUUCAAACGUCUAUAGCGCGCAGAGCAGACCGCCAACCGCGAACACUUCACACAUGCAGACACAGCACCAGACCACAUCCACACCCUUCACGAAUUCACUCCCAAUCGCACACACAAACAUGCAAUGUACCAACCACCCACCACAUAUUGCAAAGCGUACACCCGUAGAUUACAGCAAUGCUUUAUCUGUAAAUAUUCACACGCCAUCUCGUCAAGUUUUAUUAUCAACCGCUGUAUUGCGUGUUUUCGAUUCUUAUGGCAAUGUUCAAUUUGCUCGAGCAUUGUUGGACUCUUGUUCGGAGUACUGUUUCAUAACCACGAACCUAUACCAAAAACUUAAGCUGGCAGAGGCAGCCAGUUACUUAUCCGUUGCCGGAAUAGGAGGUUCAGUGGUCAAAUCGACAAAAGUAGUAGAAGCUGUAAUUGCGCCAAGAUCGGCGAGCAUUUCUACGUACAACGAAACUGUUCGCCUGCAUGUACUGUCGAAACUUAAUUCUGUACUCCCGAUACAACCUGUCAACAUACAGCAGUUGGCCAUUCCAAAUGAUAUUACGCUCGCGGAUCAUUGCUUCAAUAAACCUGGUCCAAUCGACAUGAUCAUCGGUGCAGAACUUUAUUACGAUUUGGUAGUCGACGGAAGGAUGAAGUUGUCGGAAGAUGGACCCACACUGCAGCGAACCGUGUUUGGCUGGGUAGUUUCUGGACGAGUUCCUGGUAGGCUAGUUAGCAGUGCUAAGACCCAUUCUCAUUCGUGCGCUACGGCCGACAUUCGCGACAUGUUAGCACGAUUCUGGGAAUUUGAGUCCCGUCACAGCAAAAGCACGUACUCUCCGGAGGAAUCGGCGUGCGAAGAUUUGUUUGCCCGAACAACAACACGGGAUGAAGAUGGGAAAUAUGUGGUGACCCUUCCAAAAAAGGACUAUCUCCUGAAGCAGCUUGGAGAAUCCAAAUCAAUAGCACUGAAGCGUUUCCUAGGGCUAGAGAAACGAUUCAAGUUGAAGCCAGAAUGA